Messenger RNA from Angiostrongylus costaricensis, 342 nucleotides. Lineage: Eukaryota; Metazoa; Nematoda; Chromadorea; Rhabditida; Metastrongylidae. The record is from the annotation of a GenBank genome assembly.
CCAAAUUCGCACCACCAUGCACCUCUUUACACUUACGAACCCGAUCGCUACGUCCUCGUCCACGUGGUCGACGAGAACGGUACCAAUCGCACCAACUUUAGCACACAUCAGUUGACCGAAUUAGAAAAAGAGUUUCACACUGCUAAGUACGUGAAUCGAGCGAGGCGAACUGAAAUCGCCCAGAAUCUGAAACUUAAUGAAGCACAGGUGAAAAUUUGGUUUCAAAACCGGCGUAUGAAGGAGAAGAAGCGAGAAAAAGAGAAGGCGUUUUUGGCACGUAAUGUGAUGCCGUGGGACAACUCACCGCCGUCAUCGGAAGACGUGAAGCUGCCGCUUUUGUAG